AUGUCCCUAACCAAGCUGAUCAAAUGUCCCGAUCCCAGUCGAUCGAACAGAUCUCAAUCACGAGCGAACCUCCGAUACGGGGAUGUAGAAAAAGAAGGACUGGCAUUGCAAAAAUGUUUCAGUCCCAGGCCCGGCGACUCCGAUCGGGUUCAAGCCCGAGUCAUUGAAUUCUCCGGCCAUUCGCCCUGGUCACCCCAGGAUUUCGUCCGAACCGGGUGGGCCAUUGAACGUCUGGGCUGGGCCGAGGCAGGUCGGGCACCAUCCUUCCCAGGAGGCCGACCGCCGCAGGGCUGGAACCCGGCAUCGGCGCCCCUGACAAGCCUGCCCUGGUCCAUUCGACCGGUCGCCCGGCAAUUAGGUCUGUCGCUUGGCCCCCUCUACAGGACCGUCUCGCUGUUCAAAAUGGUCCAGGACGAUGCAGAGAGCGACUACAGCGACUACAUCAUUCAGGUUGGGCCGGGGGUGAUUGUGUCCCAGUUGAGUUCGCGAUUUCGCGGUCCACACUGGUCCGAUGUCGCGCUGGCGGUGUACAAACGAUAUGAGCGCGCCCCACUGCGGUACGUGUUUCGCGUGGAUAUCACCAACGAGGUGGUCGAGCGCUUGAUCAGUGACAAGAUCUAUUCGGCGACGACCACGGGGUUGCGGUGGCCGGACUCUGUGCGGCGCGAGUGGACGUAUGGGUCCCGUGAAUAUAGGGCUCUCUUGGGGACGCCGCUGGGUCGGGGAGUGGUCGCCUUGGUUCUGAGGGGGUAUGAUCGCGGUACGAAGCUUAUUUCGAGCAUCUCCACCUUUUCGGAUGCGCAUCAUGUCUCGAUGCACAUGCUGUUCGUCAUCUCUGAUCGCGGUCCGUGA
Penicillium diatomitis is the source of this 852-nucleotide messenger RNA. RefSeq lists its product as uncharacterized. The transcript has a single exon. Bases 1 to 852 code for a protein of 283 amino acids. Lineage: Eukaryota; Fungi; Ascomycota; Eurotiomycetes; Eurotiales; Aspergillaceae. The record is from RefSeq and is a predicted model, not a curated record.